Populus nigra (black poplar) is the source of this 597-nucleotide messenger RNA. Its product is annotated as major allergen Pru ar 1-like. The record is from RefSeq and is a predicted model, not a curated record. Gene Ontology annotation, cellular component: cytoplasm; nucleus. Gene Ontology annotation, biological process: defense response; abscisic acid-activated signaling pathway. Gene Ontology annotation, molecular function: abscisic acid binding; signaling receptor activity; protein phosphatase inhibitor activity. The transcript has 2 exons. NCBI's taxonomy places the organism in Eukaryota, Viridiplantae, Streptophyta, Magnoliopsida, Malpighiales, Salicaceae. Bases 1 to 483 code for a protein of 160 amino acids.
AUGGGUGUCUUUGCUUUCAGUGACGAGUUCACCUCCCCAGUCCCCCCUGCAAGAUUAUUCAAGGCUUUGAUUCUUGACUCUGGAAACCUCCUCCCAAAACUCUUGCCACAGCUUAUUAAGAGCGUUGAAUUCACCCAAGGCAAUGGAGAGGCUGGCAGCAUCAGGCAGAUCAGCUUUCAAGAUGGUAUUGGUCUUAGGUCUAUUACGAACCGAGUUGAAGCUGUUGACCCAGAAAAUUUCUCUUACUCGUACAGUUUGAUUGAAGGUGAAGGAUUAUUGGAUAAGAUGGAAACCGUUGUUUAUGAGGUACAAUUUGUGCCUGGUCCUGAUGGUGGUAGCAUAAAUAAAAUGAAAAGUACCUAUCACACCAAGGGUGAUAUUGUGCUUACCGAAGAGGAGGUUAAGGAAGGCAAAGAGAAGGCACUGGGGAUGUACAAAGCUGUGGAAGCUUACCUCCUUCAAAACCCUGAAGCCUAUGCUUAAGUGCUUUUGCACUUUUAUUAUAUAUAUCUCACUAGCUAUAUCCUUAAUGAUACCGUACGUGUUUAAGUUAGGCUAUGGCUUUGGCUCGGCCUGGCUUGGCUAUGGUGGCCAUAA